UUGGUUCUCAGUGCCCACUUUUCCUUUGUGGUUAUGGAAAUUUGUCGACAAAGGAGAAAGUCCUCCGAAGGGUUACUGUUUCCUUCAGCUCCCACCUGAAGCUUCUCCAACAGAUUUGGGCUGCCGUUGAGCUGAUGGCUGUGGAUGGAGAACACCAAACAAGGGUAGAAGCGAAUCCCUAGCAAGGAUGUCAUGCAUGAUUCACCCUUUUGUCCUGAUGCUGGGCAGCGUUGUGCUCUACGCGUGGCUGGCAAAGCAGCUUCCAGCACUGGCCUGCAGAGUGGAGAUAGUGUUUGCAUCUGGUACGGAGCCUUUUGCUGCCUGCAGAUAUCCUGGAUAUCGGACACAGCUGUUUGGACAGUUCUCUGAGUCAUUAAUCCAGAUGGGGAAUGUGUCCAAUGCCUCGGUGUUCAUCUCCACCUUAUCGGAGAGAGAAGAUUUGAUUUUUGGCACGCUCUAUUUAGUCUUUGGCAUCGUGUCCCUCUCUGGGAACUCACUGCUCCUACUGGUGGCCUAUCAGAAGAGGUCCAUGCUGAAGCCUGCCGAGUUCUUCAUCGUCAACCUGGCCAUCAGUGACCUGAGCAUGACAGUGACGCUUUUCCCCUUGGCAACCUCCUCCUUCUUUGCACACAGGUGGCUCUUCAACCAGGCGGUCUGCACCCUCUACGCCUUCUGCGGGGUCUUGUUUGGGCUGUGCAGCCUCACCAGCCUGACGGUGCUCAGCACGGUUUGCUGCCUGAAGGUCUGUUACCCAGCAUAUGGCAACAAGUUCUCUCCCUGCCACGCCGGAGUGCUGCUGCUGUGUGUCUGGGUCUAUGCCCUGAUGUUUGCCACGGCCCCCCUGGCUGAGUGGGGCAGCUACGGCCCCGAGCCCUACGGGACAGCCUGCUGCAUCACCUGGAAAGCCUCGAGCAGGGAGGCCACGCUCUACAUCCUUGCCCUCUUCAUCUUCUGCUACCUUCUCCCCUGCCUCCUCAUCCUCGUCUCCUACUCGCUGAUCCUCUGGACGGUGCAGGUGUCCCGGAGAGCCGUCAGGCAGCACACGUCCCCCCAGCGCAGAGCCCACAGCGUGCACAGCCUGGUCGUGAAGCUGAGCAUUGCAGUGUGCCUGGGGUUUCUGGCUGCCUGGACCCCUUAUGCCAUCGUUGCCCUGUGGGCAGUCCUCGGUGACGCCAGCCAGGUGCCGGCACUGGCCUUCGUGCUGUCGGCCGUCUUUGCCAAGUCCUCGACACUCUACAACCCCCUGAUCUACCUGCUCUUUAAGCCCAACUUCCAGAAGUUCCUCUCCAAAGACAAGGUGCUCCUCCAGACCAUCCGCACCCUCCUCUGCUGCGGCUGCCCAAGUGCCACGCUCCAGCCCUUCCCGUCCCCAGGCUUCAGUGACCACCCUGGGACUUGCAGAAACUGCAAUGACACAUUUGAGUGUUUCAGUAACUACCCCAAGUGCUACAAACUCCCCCAGGCACCCAGCAGCUCACCCCAGCGCGCUCCCCUGGGUAUCCUGGCCGACGGAGCUGCUUGCCAGCCGGGGCUGAAGAGGACGGUGCAGGUGAUGGUGCUUGUCACACGGAAAAGGUCAGGCCUGGGUGCUGUGAAUGUGGCAGGAGAUUCCCUGCCAUCAGAUAUCAUGAAAGACCUUCUCUGAGCCCAGCCGUGCCCGGCUGUGUCCUACCAGCGCACUGGAAGACAAACGCAAGCGCAACUUUCCUCUCACCUACGUUAUCUGAUGAGUUCCCAGCAUGUUCUGUAGAUGAAGUGACACGAAAAUUUAAGACCAACCUUGCCUCCCCCUCUGGUUUGGUUCUUGUGACUCUCAGCCUAGUCUUUGCACUUAAACAAAAAAAGACCCCAGUGCCUGAAAUCUGCCCAGGUUGCAAGUCCAGGGUGCAGUUUCUCCUGCAGCUUGCUCUCUGGGCUCUUGGCCUUUGUUUUUCCAUCCUGGUGCUCUGAUGACCAAGUAAGAACUUGGUUGUCUUAAGAAACUGUGCCUGGCAGGGGGGACUGGUGGCCAGGAGGUCCCGAGAGGCAUCCUACCUCCACCACCAGCGCCCACAGCCCCCACUGACCAUAUCCUCUCCCACCGGGGAGCAGGACCGUGCCGCUCAGCUACCUCACUUGGGAUUAUGAAGCAUCUUUGUAUACCUCUCAAGAGCCUACUCUCUGUGCAGGCUGGGUUACCCCAAGCCCUUGGUUUGAAUGCAAACCCAGCACCAUCCUAUAGUUUGAAAUGGGAGCUUGUCUUUAGAGUAAGGAUUUGGGGUUAAAAUAAUCCCGGUGUGAGUGAUGGCAGUCCCAGGUUGUGCUUUCCAGGCAGGGAAUGCAACAGCAUCCCUUGGGCUUGUGGUCGGCGUUUGGAGAUCGGUGUGGUCAGCUCAGCCACGGGAAGAGUCUGGGAUGAAAAGGACCAAGAAGCUGUGAGAGGCAAAGCCAUCCAUGGAAAAGUCCCCACGUUGCCCUGUGGCAGGCUGGCAGAUGUCUCCCUCCAGUGACAUGCCAGCAUCCCUGCGGUGAAGCUCAUCUGGGGCUGAGCUGGGGGGCUCCCCAUCCAACCCCCAGCACCCAGCCACUCGUGUGCCCAGCUGUGGGCACGGCGUGGAGCUGGUGAAGGGGGUGAACUCACCCCCUUUCUUGGCAGGGGGUGAAUGACAUGGCCAGGGUGCUGAGGGAGAUUGGUUAUGCCCAAAAAAAUUAAAAGACACAUUUGAGGUGAUGAGAAGAGUCAGCAGCAGAGGUGGGAGAUGGGCUGCCCUCCAGCACCCAGCUGGCCAGUUACUUGUGGGAGUGCUUUACGUUGUCACUGGUUAAUGAACAAAACCACACCACGACCCAUUGCCAGAGCUGCAGCAUCAAAUGGUGGAUGUGCUGAAUAGGAACAGUGAGCUGCCCUCUGUGCCCGGCGCUGGGAGCAGCCGCUGCCCCGGUGCCAGCCCUGGCUGGGCUCUGCCUGCCCGUCAGCCAGCCCUGGUUCUCCCUCCCCUCCCCGCUCUCCAGAUACAGAUAAUGCUAUUUUUAGCAGUCUCUCCCAGAACCGGGAUGUAUCGCUGCCUUUUCUUAGCACAGCUACAGCAGCCGCCUCACUCCGAGGACACAGAGAGCUUCAUGAAAGAGGUGUGCAGGAAUAUGGGGGGGCAGGUUUGCUCUGGGAGGAGAAGAAGGUGGAUGCUCUGGUCAUUUUAGCUACAACCUUGGUACCCCUGAGCCCAGGCGUUAAAAAUACUGAGUUUUUUGGCCUCAGUGUUACAGCCCAAUUCUAGCAUGGGUGUCACCGGGGCCAGUGUGAGCUCUGUGGUGGGCAGAGGGGCUGCUGCGUGUGGAGGGACCCAGAGAAGCAGCAGAAGGUCCUGCCCCUGCUUCCCCCUGUGUCCCAUCGCUACUGGCUGCUGCUCCACUGCUCUGAUCAGCACACGACAGCAUGGCAGUCGUGGCACUUGCUUUUGUCCCCUGGUCAUUUCCACGUAGCCGCUUUACCUAGCAGUUUUCCUGUGACGGGAGAGAGACCGAUACUUCUGGGGUGCACUUAUCUCCUCCCCGGGAUGGCUUUGCCCACUGUGAUACCCCCAGGUCCAGGCGGUUGGGGCAGGGCAGGGUUUAUGCACAAGAGCCAAGUAAUAACUGAAAGGCCACGUGGGGGAGCGACACUCCUGCCUUCGCUCCCUACUCCUGCUAUGCAAAAAAAACCCCACCCAACCCAAAGAUGUGCAAUAUUUGCAAAAUGCUGCAAGAUAACAAAGAAAAAUCAGGGCAGCCAGUGAAGAGAGAGGACAGUUUCCAACGUGGGUGCAGGUCUCUAGGAGGGUCGGUCACUGAUGCUCAGCCCCUUCCCCCCCCUGCAGCUCGUCCCAGGAACCCCAGCACAUGAGGGGAUCACAAGCACCUGGUGUCU
This is a messenger RNA of Calidris pugnax (ruff), 3883 nucleotides long. RefSeq names its product opsin-5-like. The record is from RefSeq and is a predicted model, not a curated record. Gene Ontology annotation, molecular function: G protein-coupled receptor activity. Gene Ontology annotation, cellular component: membrane. The transcript has 8 exons. NCBI's taxonomy places the organism in Eukaryota, Metazoa, Chordata, Aves, Charadriiformes, Scolopacidae. The coding region runs from base 188 to 1645 and encodes 485 amino acids. Gene Ontology annotation, biological process: G protein-coupled receptor signaling pathway.